Messenger RNA from Ilex paraguariensis (yerba mate), 471 nucleotides. The record is from the annotation of a GenBank genome assembly. Lineage: Eukaryota; Viridiplantae; Streptophyta; Magnoliopsida; Aquifoliales; Aquifoliaceae.
AUGAUGGCAUGCCUCAGUCAAUAUGAUAAUCUAUUCAAUUCAAUUCCACGACUCCUUGCAAAUGAUUAUGUGACUCGGGAAGGAAUGGCAACACUGGCUACUUUGAAUGUCCUGGGAAAAGCUAAAGGAUACCCGGUUUGGGGUGCUCCAAAUCGUGUAGAGCCAUUCAUGAAUGAGAAAUCUCCACCACCUGUAGCAUGCCCAAGCAUUGUCAAUUCAAAAGCCUUGGGUUUUCCUGUUUCAAAGCUGACUGAACUCUGCCGCUUCAGCGGUACCAAGAUAUACCCUGGCAAAGGCAUCAGAUUUGUUUGCUCAGACUCGCAGGUCUUCCUCUUCGCCAAUUCAAAAUGCAAGAGGUACUUCCACAACCGCUUGAAGCCAACCUGGACUGCUAUGUACAGGAAACGUCAUAAGAAGGACAUUGCGGCCGAAACUGUAAAGAAGAGACGCCGGACUUCAGUGUGCAUGUGA